Messenger RNA from Paecilomyces variotii, 855 nucleotides. RefSeq names its product putative U-box domain protein. Bases 1 to 855 code for a protein of 284 amino acids. Gene Ontology annotation, molecular function: ubiquitin protein ligase activity; protein-folding chaperone binding. The record is from RefSeq and is a predicted model, not a curated record. The transcript is spliced from 3 exons. Gene Ontology annotation, cellular component: cytoplasm. Gene Ontology annotation, biological process: protein quality control for misfolded or incompletely synthesized proteins; positive regulation of proteolysis; protein polyubiquitination. Lineage: Eukaryota; Fungi; Ascomycota; Eurotiomycetes; Eurotiales; Thermoascaceae.
AUGUCUUUCGAGCUCAAAGAAAAGGGCAAUCAGCUCUACAAAGAAGGGGAUUACUCUGGUGCUGAAGAGCUCUACUCUCAAGCAAUCCAGAAAAACCCCCGCGAACCCACCUUCUUCACUAACCGCGCUCUAACCCGCAUAAAGCUCGAGAACUGGGCCGGCGCAGAGCACGAUGCGCGCGCUGCUAUCGACCUCUACGGACCCAAGAACGCGGCCAGUCUGAAGAGCUGCUGGUAUCUGGCCCAGGCGCUGCUUGGACUGGGUCGACCGCAGGAAGCCUACGACGUUGCGAUCGAAGCAUACAAGGCUGCGCUAUCGGCCAAGAGCAACCAGACGGAGAAUCUGUCGAGGACGGUGCUUCGUGCGAAGCAGCAGAUAUGGGCUGCCAAGGAGACCGCAAGGUUGCGGGAGAUGAAUGAGACGCUGGCGAAUGUCGAGAGGUUGAUUGAAGCGGAUCUGGAUCGGGAGUUGAGCGAGCUGCAGGCGAAGCUUGAUCGCGGUGAGAUCGGUCAGAUUGGUUUCGUGGAAGAUCAAAAGGCGCUUCGUGAAGAGGCGGAGAAGAAUAUUCAUAAUGUGCGCGAAGCAUUCCGGAUUUCUUCCAAUGGGGAUAUUCAGGAGAGGGUUGUCCCCGACUAUCUCGUCGACGGCAUCACGUUUGAGAUCAUGCACGACCCGGUGGUCACCCCGUCCGGCCACAGUUUCGACCGUAUUGGCAUCGAGAAACACGUCGAGCGAGCCGGCGUGGACCCCAUCACUCGCGUCCCCAUGACCGUGAAGGACCUACGACCAAACUACACCCUCAAGGCCGUGUGUGAGGAUUUCCUUAACAAGAACGGAUGGGCUGUCGAUUGGUAA